This is a messenger RNA of Panthera uncia (snow leopard), 1813 nucleotides long. Its product is annotated as fatty acid desaturase 2-like protein FADS2B. The record is from RefSeq and is a predicted model, not a curated record. The transcript has 11 exons. Gene Ontology annotation, cellular component: membrane. Gene Ontology annotation, biological process: lipid metabolic process. NCBI's taxonomy places the organism in Eukaryota, Metazoa, Chordata, Mammalia, Carnivora, Felidae. Gene Ontology annotation, molecular function: oxidoreductase activity, acting on paired donors, with oxidation of a pair of donors resulting in the reduction of molecular oxygen to two molecules of water.
AGGAAGGUGACCAAGCCUCUAGCAGGGCAGAGAAAAUCAGGACAGACAGAGAAGUGUGGGGCUGGGGAUGAGCUCACUGUCAGGAUGGUGAAGAGAUAACUAGGUUAAAAAGUUUUCUGUGCAGGCAUCACACUGCAGUAGAAGAAGAAGGAAGGAAAAGUGUCAUUUUAUGGUCUAAUCAGAGGCAAAUAUUAGAAAUUUCAGGAGCCAACCCGGAAAUCAGAGGGGUACAAUGACGACAAAGCUUGAAGAAAAGCAUGCAGGUAAUGGGGACCUUGUAGGAGAGGGUCAGCCAUACCUGGGUGAGAAGUAUCAAGAGAAUGGGAAACCAGUAGCAAAUGGGAGAGGUGAGAUCUCUGUAAAGCAGGAGGCAAAUGGAAAGUGUGGCGUGCCCAGAAAAAGUCUCAACAUGUACAGCUGGCAAGAGAUCCAGAAACACAAUCAGAAGGCUGAUCAGUGGCUGGUGAUCAAUCGCAAGGUCUACGAUGUUACUGCCUGGGCCAACAAGCAUCCAGGGGGGAGCCGAGUCCUCAACCACUAUGCUGGGGAAGAUGCCACGGAUGUCUUCAGAGCCAUGCACCUGGACCUUGACAUUGUAAAAUUGUACCUUAAGCCACUGCUCAUUGGAGAGCUUGCCCCAGAAGAGCCCAGCCAGGAGAGAAACAAAAGUUCCCAGUUGGUGGAAGAUUUCCAAGAAUUGCGGAGAACAUUAGAGGCCAUGAACAUGUUCAAAGCCAACCCAGCGUUCUUCUUCCUUCACUUCAUCCAGGUCUUGAUUUUAGAAACUCUGGCUUGGCUAAUAGUGUGGCAUUUUGGCAGUGGCUGGGCUGUGACAAUAUUCAUCUCCUGCCUUCUCACAAUUUCCCAGUGUCAGAGUUCAUAUCUGCAACAUGACUUGGGACACCUUUCCAUAUUUACGAAGUCCAAAUGGAACCACCUGAUGCAAAAACUUAUGAUGAGUCAUUGCAAGGGCCUGUCAACAUCCUGGUGGAAUCACCGACACUUCCAACAUCAUGUAAAAACAAACAUCCACCCCAAAGACCCAGAUAUUGAUAUGGGUGCACUUUUCCUGCUUGGAGAAUUGCAACCUGUCAAGUUUGGCAAGAUGAAAAUCAAGUACAUCGACUAUGAAAAGCAGCACCUGUAUUUCUACAUGGGUGAGUGGCUCCCCCUCCUCAUGCCUGUAUAUUUCAAUCUGGAAUCCAUGAAAGUGAUGUGCCUCCAAAGAUAUUGGGAGGACAUUGCCUGGGUCAGCAGCUUUUACAUCCGCCAUUUCAUCACAUUUGGCCCUUUCUAUGGAAUCUUUGGAACCAUAUUACUCAUAUAUUUGGUCAAGUUUCUUGAAAGUCCCUGGGUAACAUAUGUUACCCAGAUGAGCCACAUACCAAUGAGAAUGAGCAAAGAGGAGAACCGGGACUGGCUCAGCGCUCAGGUCUUGACCACCUGUAAUGUUGAACAGUCCAUUUUCAAUGACUGGUUCACUGGGCACCUGAACUUUCAGAUCGAGCACCAUCUGUUUCCCACAAUGCCACGCCAUAAUUAUCACAAGGUGGCACCCCUGGUGAGGUCACUGUGUGCGAAGCAUGGAUUACAGUAUGUGAAUAAGCCCAUGUUGGAAGCAUUUGGAGAUAUUGUCAGGUAAUUACAGAGUCUCUCAGCUCACAGCUCUCAUUUCCCUCUCACUGCUAGUCCCCAGACUAUUCACUGGCUUGUGAAUCAUUUACCCAACAACUCUUUGUUAAGGGGCAUCUGUAUGUCCAGCAUGGACAUGAGACCCUUCAGGAAACAUCAACAAUGCAAUGAUAAUAAAUAA